Messenger RNA from Osmerus eperlanus (European smelt), 1353 nucleotides. RefSeq names its product netrin 1b (gene ntn1b). The record is from RefSeq and is a predicted model, not a curated record. Gene Ontology annotation, biological process: motor neuron axon guidance; animal organ morphogenesis; tissue development. Gene Ontology annotation, cellular component: basement membrane. The transcript has 4 exons. Bases 145 to 1353 code for a protein of 402 amino acids. NCBI's taxonomy places the organism in Eukaryota, Metazoa, Chordata, Actinopteri, Osmeriformes, Osmeridae.
AGUGUCUCGUGCGUAAAGACAGUAGUCGACUGGGGACUCGAGUUUUGCAUCCAGGACAAGUCUACAGGCUCGGCUUUUGGAGUUGUCUUUUUUCAUCACAUAAGAUAAAAACAGUGCAGCGGACACCGAGAAUCCCGGGUUACCAUGACGCGGAAUCUGGAGGCGUGGGUCACCGCGGUGGCCGCAUGCCUGCUAGCUGAGGGAGUGCUCGCAGGGUAUGGCAUGAGCAUGUUCGCUGCACAAUCCUCCCUUCCGGACCCCUGCUACGACGAGAAUGGAAACCCCCGGAGAUGCAUCCCGGAUUUUGUUAACUCUGCUUUCGGUAAGGACGUGCGCGUCUCCAGCACCUGUGGAACCCCGGCCACCCGGUACUGCGUCGUGAGCGAGACGGGAGAGGAGAGAACAAGGGAUUGUCACACGUGCGACAGUGAGGAUCCCAAAAAGGCUCACCCACCGGCGUAUUUAACGGAUCUUAACAACCCACACAAUCUGACCUGUUGGCAAUCUGAGAACUAUGUACAAUACCCGCUGAACGUCACGCUCGCGCUGUCUCUCGGGAAGAAGUUUGAGGUGACCUACGUCAGUCUGCAGUUCUGCUCCCCGCGCCCGGAGUCCAUGGCCAUCUUCAAAUCCAUGGACUACGGAAAGUCAUGGGUUCCGUUCCAGUUCUACUCCACCCAGUGUAAGAAGAUGUACGGCCGCCAGAACAAGGCAGCCAUCACCAAGGUGAAUGAACAGGAGGCUAUUUGCACAGACUCGCACACGGACAUGCACCCUCUCACCGGCGGCCUCAUCGCGUUCAGCACCCUGGACGGUAGGCCAUCUGCGCACGACUUUGAUAACUCCCCGGUGCUGCAAGACUGGGUCACGGCCACCGACAUCAAGGUUAUGUUCAGCCGGUUGCACACUUUCGGAGACGAGAAUGAGGACGACUCAGAGCUGGCGCGCGAUUCCUACUUCUACGCAGUGUCUGACCUGCAGGUUGGCGGACGGUGCAAAUGUAACGGGCACGCCUCGAAGUGCGUGAAAGACCGGGAUGGGAACUUGGUGUGUGAGUGCAAGCACAACACCGCGGGACCGGAGUGCGACAGGUGCAAGCCGUUCCAUUACGACCGGCCGUGGCAGCGCGCGACGGCCAGAGAGGCCAACGAAUGUGUUGCCUGCCACUGUAACCUCCAUGCCCGCCGAUGUCGGUUCAACAUGGAGCUGUUUAAACUGUCCGGGCGGCGCAGUGGAGGGGUGUGUCUGAACUGUCGUCACAACACGGCUGGGCGGCACUGCCACUACUGCAGGGAAGGUUUCUACAGAGACCUGACCAAGGCUAUCUCCCACAGGAGGGCCUGCAAAGUCUAA